AAGUGGAUGUGGCUGCUGUCUCCCUUCCUGCAUAUUGGGUUUGACGUUUCAAAGAUGGAAUCGGGAGAUCUGAUUGGCUACUGAGCCUUUCAGCCCUCUGUGAUUUCUCUUCUGAUGCAUCAAACAGGCUCAUCUGUCUGAUUCAGUCCCCACAGUCUGCAGGAGUAAGGGGGACACAUGUCCCCUUACUGUUUCCCUACCUGUUAGACCUGGAGUCCUGCACCUUUCAUUCUUUACACAUGGCGGACAGUAAAUUGCAGGCUGCUCAUGAGGGUGAAAAUAUGAACUUAUAGUAAGGCUACAUAUAAGGUCAUUUUAGGGUAGGCCUAUCACUUCGGAUCUACAGGACCUGCUCGAAAACUAGUUCUGUUAUUAUGUACAUUUAUAAUUGCUUUCCACAAUGCCACCUUAAUCCCUCUGCACAUCAUUCCAACGUGUUGUCUUCAUGUCAGGGGGGCGUUUUCUCUGGAUUUUCCCUCUCCUGAAUUUUUCCCCUUUGCAGCAUCAGUAGCACAGAGCCUGCCUCCGUCCAGACGACGCUGUUCCUGCUUUCUCUGUGGGGUUUUUCUAAGGUUGGGAAACAAGACCAGACACAAGAAGAGCAAAUAAACAGAAGCCAAACAAAGCGCGCCGUCUUUCACCGGGGGAUUCAUCUGUCUUCCGUGCAGGAGCAUCUCUGGCCCGCGCUGAAUCGCGUGAAAGGAGAACCAAACAGAGCAGGAUGUCAGCCAGAGGAGGAAAAAAGAAGGCCACCAAGCUGUCGCGUUCAUCCAGGGCAGGUGUCAUUUUCCCUGUGGGGAGGAUGAUGAGGUACCUGCGCACCGGCACACACAAAUACCGCAUCGGUAUGGGGGCACCAGUUUACAUGGCAGCAGUCAUCGAGUACCUGGCAGCUGAGAUCUUGGAGUUGGCAGGAAACGCGGCACGGGACAACAAGAAAGGCAGAAUAACUCCCAGGCACAUCAAGCUGGCGGUGGCCAAUGAUGAGGAGCUCAACCAGCUUCUGCGGGGGGUGACCAUAUCCAAUGGAGGGGUUCUGCCUCGGAUCCACCCAGAGCUUCUCUCAAAGAAGAGAGGAGGUCGUGUGAAAGUGGACAGCCAAGCGUCUGUCCCCGAGAAGCAGGAAGAACGCUCAAAGAGCAAGAAACCCGUGAAGUCGUUCAAAAAGGUUAAAGGCAAACGAGGUCGCAAGCCAAAGAGCACAGACAAUGAGUCUGUACCAAACUCCACAGUGGAAGACGGUCCAGGAGAUGGAUUCACCAUUCUGUCAGCAAAGAGCCUGUUCCUUGGACAAAAGCUUUCACUAACAGAGAGUGAAAUCAGCAAAAUUGGAACAAUCAAAGUGGAAGGGAUCAUUAACCCAACGAAUGCAGAGAUGGACCUCAAAGACGGAGUGGGCAACGCCCUGGAGAAAGCCGGAGGCCGAGAAUUCCUGGAUGGAGUCAAGGAGCUGCGAAAAGCUCAGGGGCCUUUGGAGGUGGCAUCAGUGGCCGUCAGCCAGGCCAGUGGGAUGGCAGCCCGCUUCAUCAUCCACUGUAACGUCCCUCAGUGGGGUUCAGACAAGUGUGAGGACCAGUUAGAGAAGACCGUGAAGAACUGUCUGUCAGCAGCAGAGGAGAAGAAGCUCAAGUCUGUGGCUUUCCCUUCACUUCCUGCUGGACGGAAUGGGUUCCCAAAGCAGACGGCUGCCCAGCUUAUCCUCAAGGCCAUCUCCAACCAUUUUGUGUCGUCCACCAGCUCCUCUCUGAAAAACAUUUACUUUGUGCUGUUUGACAGUGAGAGCAUUGGAAUAUAUCUUCAGGAAAUGGCCAAGCUGGAUGCGAAGUGAGGAUUCUUGUGUUGGGGUUUGUUUUUCUAACUGUUGUUUGUUGCAGGUGGUGUAGAUAGGUGAUGACAUUAGGGCUUUGAUGUGGAAUCUGUCUUGGUGAAAGAGGAAAAAACAAUACUUGUGAGUGGAGUGCUGUUCACAUUUAUGUUCCACUGUCCCUUCAAGUGAUUGCAUUCUUUAUAGAUUAGAUAAUUUAAAUGCGUACAGUUUGCCAUUAUGGUUCCUUGUUUUUAAUGAUGGUUUUACAUUCCAUGUACAAAUAUAACAGUUUUUUUCCUGGCCUCUGUAGUUUCUGAUACAGUUAGUUUACUAAAAAACUGUGGUUCAUUCUGCUUUGAAAUAAAAAAUCCGAUGUUUUACACAAAACUUUUAACACAUA
Messenger RNA from Acanthopagrus latus (yellowfin seabream), 2207 nucleotides. RefSeq names its product core histone macro-H2A.2. Gene Ontology annotation, molecular function: DNA binding; structural constituent of chromatin; protein heterodimerization activity. The transcript is spliced from 9 exons. The record is from RefSeq and is a predicted model, not a curated record. The coding region runs from base 722 to 1828 and encodes 368 amino acids. Gene Ontology annotation, biological process: nucleosome assembly. NCBI's taxonomy places the organism in Eukaryota, Metazoa, Chordata, Actinopteri, Spariformes, Sparidae. Gene Ontology annotation, cellular component: nucleosome.